Pseudonaja textilis is the source of this 2482-nucleotide messenger RNA. The record is from RefSeq and is a predicted model, not a curated record. NCBI's taxonomy places the organism in Eukaryota, Metazoa, Chordata, Lepidosauria, Squamata, Elapidae.
AUGACAAUCCUAGCAGUUGUACUUUAUGGCCACAGAAAGAUUCCUCUGUCUAAGUGUCCUAUUAAGGCACCUCUGCCUAUUGUCCACAAGUAUUACCAGCCUGGGGAUUUUAUCAUUGCUAGCAUUACCUCUCAAGUCUACAUUUUUUCAAGUCCAGUAACUUUCCAGAAGCCACCUUCUGAGGAAACCUUUGAUGACCUUUUCUACUUUCUGGCAAAGUGGACCUAUCUAGCCUCAAUGGAACUUCUAUCCACUCAGGACAAAUUUACCCCAAACUACAAAUGUGAUGAUUGGAAUAAGAUUGUGGGAGUCAUUGGGGGACCCACCUCUGAAGUCUGCCUCCACAUGACGAAUAUAUUGAGCACCUAUAAGAUUCCACAGAUCUUAUAUGGAUCUUCUCCAAUAAUAAAUGACAAAAGCAAAGAAGAUUUUUUUCACCAAAUGUUUCCAAGUGGGACCCAUCAGUAUUUGUGCAUACUUGAGUUGCUACUGCAUUUCAAGUGGACCUGGAUCGGUGUGAUUGUUUAUGAUGAUGACAAUGGAGAUGUGUUUGUUCAAGAUAUACUUCCCUUAUACUCUCAGGAAGGUGUCUGUGUGGACUUCUUAGAAGCAUUCCCCAAAAUAUCUUUUUCAGGUGACAUUGCUGAAACAGCAAUGGAAUGGUUUGCAACUUCACGUAUUGUCACAGAUACUACUGCCAAUACUGUUAUCAUUCAGGGUGAAAUACAUACUAUGAGUGUCUUAAGAACAAUUUUCCACUUUUCACAAUUUUAUGAUGUAAUAAUUGAAAGUCGAGUGUGGAUUAUGACAGCCCAGAUGGAUUUUACAUCUCCUGGUAUAGCAAGAGAUUGGGACAUACAUUUCCUUCAUGGGGCUUUGUCCUUUGCUGUUCAUUCAAAUCAUCCUAGAGGAUUCCAGCAAUUUUUAAGGGAAAGAAAACCUGCUUUAGGAACUGGAGAUGGGUUUAUCCGAAUCUUCUGGAAAGAUGUAUUUAGUUGUGAUUUCUCAGAUUCCAGUCUACCACAGAGAAAUGAGAAGACCUGCACUAAAGAAGAAAAAUUGGAUAGUCUACCUGUAACCCUAUUCGACAUAAGCAUGUCUGGCCACAGUUAUAGUAUCUACAAUGCAGUUUACAUUAUGGCAUAUGCUUUGUAUGCCAUAAUUUCAUCCAAGUCAAAAGAGAGGACAAUGAUAAAAAACAGGAGACAACAAUAUCUGCUUGAAGACCUCUGGCAGCUCCACAAGUUUAUAAGAAAUACUUUCUUUAAAAACAGUGCUGGAGAAAAUAUUUCCUUUGAUGACAAAGGCCAUUUAAUUUCUGGAUUUGAUAUUUUUAACUGGGUCACAUAUGAAAAUAAUACAUUUACAAAAGUCAAAGUUGGAUGGGUAGACCCAAACCCUUCUUCUUCUAAAUCUCUCACUAUUCAUGAGGACUCCAUUGUAUGGCCGACAAGACUUAACCAGAAAAGACCCCAAUCCCUAUGUAAUGACUAUUGUCAUUCUGGUUCAAGUAAGGUAAAAAUAGAAGGAAAGCCAUUUUGCUGCUAUGACUGCUUUUCAUGUCCAGAAGGGAAGAUUACAAAUCAGACAGACAUGGAUGAUUGUUUGCCAUGCCUAGAAGGAGAGUAUCCAAACAACAACCAUGAUUCAUGCCUCCCAAAACAGAUAGUUUUCCUGUCUUAUGAAGAUCUAUUAGGGACUAGUUUGGCCACUACUGCACUCAUCUUUGCUUGCAUUGCCACGGUAGUACUUGGAAUCUUCAUCAAAUACCAGGACACUCCCAUAGUCAAGGCCAAUAAUCGGAACAUUACCUACCUUCUCCUCACCUCCCUUGUGCUCUCAUUCUUUUGCCGUUUAUUAUUCAUUGGACAACCUGAAAAGGUGACUUGUCUUUUGCGACAAACUGCUUUUGGAAUCAUCUUCUCAGUAGCCAUUUCUUGUGUAUUGGCCAAAACCAUCAUUGUGAUUUUAGCUUUCAUGGCUUCAGUGCCAGGAUCCAAGAUGAGGCGAUGGCUGGGCAAACAGUUAGAUAAUUACAUUGUCAUUUCCUGCUCCCUCAUUCAAGUUGUUGUUUGUACCAUAUGGCUUAUAACCUCACCCCCAUAUCCAGAUGCUGAUCUGAAUGUAGCGGCAGAUGAAAUAAUCCUAGAAUGUAAUGAAGGCUCCACUGUCAUGUUUUAUUGUGUCUUGUUAUACCUGCUUUUCCUUGCCAUUGUUGGUUUCUGUGUGGCUUUUCAAGGUCGGCAUUUACCAGAUAGUUUUAAUGAGACCAAAUUCAUUUUCUUCAGCCUGUUGUGUUUUUGCAGUGUCUGGUUGUCCUUUUUUCCAACCUAUCUGAGCACCAAAGGGAAAUACAUGGUAGCUGUGGAGAUCUUUUCCAUAUUAUCAUCUAGUAUAGGACUACUAGGUUGCAUAUUUUUUCCCAAACGCUUUGUCAUUCUACUGAGACCUGAUUUGAAUACUAAAAAACAAUUAAUGAGAG